AUGAUAGAGUUAAGUUAUCUUCUCGAUAGGGAGCAGCCAGCACCUUCCCAAGAUUUCCUUGAGCUGCUAGCAGCAUACACCUCUGGUUGCUGCCCCAACGGCAGCAGCCUGGGUUUGCAACGACCUGCUGCCGCUGAUCUUGAACAAGGCACUACUGUUGAAGCACCUUCUCCAGCGUCGCUUCUGCAGGGCGUCACCAUGGAGGGGGACACCGCAUUACAUGUGGUGGCCGCCAAUGGGGACAGCGAGGUCUUCAUGAAUUGUGCGGACCUCAUUCACAGGAAGGACAGAACAUUCCUGUCUAAGCAGAAUACCAAGGGUGACACGCCCUUGCAUUGUGCUGUCAGGGCUGGAAAUUCCCAGAUGCUCUCUCAUCUUGCUGAUCUUGCAAGAAGUGACGGUAUGUUGGAAGACCUCGUAAGAAAGGAGAACUGCAGUAAGGAGACCGUCUUGCAUGAGGCUGUCCGCAUUGGCGAUGAUCAAAUCGUCAAGAGUUUGUUGACGGCUGAUCCAGAACUGGCUUGUUUUCCCAUGGACGGCACUACCUAG
Molecule: messenger RNA, 549 nt
Organism: Panicum virgatum (switchgrass)
Lineage: Eukaryota; Viridiplantae; Streptophyta; Magnoliopsida; Poales; Poaceae
Product: ankyrin-1-like
Exons: 1
Coding region: 1-549 (182 amino acids)
Molecular function (GO): protein binding
Source: RefSeq, a predicted model, not a curated record